Molecule: messenger RNA, 3176 nt
Organism: Anas platyrhynchos (mallard)
Lineage: Eukaryota; Metazoa; Chordata; Aves; Anseriformes; Anatidae
Source: RefSeq, a predicted model, not a curated record
CUGGAAGGACGGCCUCGCCUUCAACGCCCUGAUCCACAGGCACCGGCCGGAGCUCAUCGAGUACGACAAGCUGAGGAAGGACGACCCCGUGACCAACCUGAACAACGCCUUCGAGGUGGCGGAGAAGUACCUGGACAUCCCCAAGAUGCUGGACGCCGAGGACAUUGUGAACACGGCCCGGCCCGACGAGAAGGCCAUCAUGACCUAUGUGUCCAGCUUCUACCAUGCCUUUUCGGGGGCGCAGAAGGCCGAGACGGCGGCGAACCGAAUCUGCAAGGUGCUGGCCGUCAACCAGGAGAACGAGCACCUGAUGGAGGACUACGAGAAGCUCGCCUCCGACCUGCUGGAGUGGAUCCGGCGCACCAUCCCCUGGCUGGAGGACCGCAGCCCGCAGAAAACCAUCCAGGAGAUGCAGCAGAAGCUGGAGGAUUUCCGCGACUACCGGCGCGUGCACAAACCCCCCAAGGUGCAGGAGAAGUGCCAGCUGGAGAUCAACUUCAACACCCUGCAGACCAAGCUGCGCCUCAGCAACCGGCCCGCCUUCAUGCCCUCCGAGGGGAGGAUGGUGGCGGACAUCAAUAACGGCUGGCAGCACCUGGAGCAGGCGGAGAAGGGCUACGAGGAGUGGCUGCUCAACGAGAUCCGGCGCCUGGAGCGCCUCGACCACCUGGCCGAGAAGUUCCGGCAGAAAGCCUCCAUCCACGAGGCCUGGACCGAGGGCAAGGAGGCGAUGCUGAAGCAGAAGGACUACGAGAGCGCCACGCUGUCCGACAUCAAGGCCCUGAUCAGGAAGCACGAGGCCUUCGAGAGCGACCUGGCCGCCCACCAGGACCGCGUGGAGCAGAUCGCGGCCAUCGCGCAGGAGCUCAACGAGCUGGAUUACUACGACUCGCCCAGCGUCAACGCGCGGUGCCAGAAGAUCUGCGACCAGUGGGACGUGCUGGGCUCCCUGACCCACAGCAGGAGGGAGGCUCUGGAGAAAACGGAGAAGCAGCUGGAGACGAUCGACGAGCUGCACCUGGAGUACGCCAAGAGGGCGGCUCCCUUCAACAACUGGAUGGAGAGCGCCAUGGAGGACCUGCAGGACAUGUUCAUCGUCCACACCAUCGAGGAGAUCGAGGGCCUCAUCGCCGCCCACGACCAGUUCAAGUCCACCCUGCCCGACGCCGACAAGGAGCGCGAGGCCAUCCUGGGCAUCCAGCGCGAGGCGCAGCGCAUCGCCGACUUCAACAGCAUCAAGCUGGGGGGCAACAACCCCUACACCUCCGUCACCCCCCAGAUCAUCAACUCCAAGUGGGAGCGGGUCCAGCAGCUGGUGCCCAAGCGGGACCACGCGCUGCUCGAUGAGCAGAGCAAGCAGCAGUCCAACGAGCACCUCCGGCGGCAGUUCGCCAGCCAGGCCAACAUCGUGGGGCCCUGGAUCCAGACCAAGAUGGAGGAGAUCGGGCGCAUCUCCAUCGAGAUGAACGGCACGCUGGAGGACCAGCUGAACCACCUGAAGCAGUACGAGCAGAGCAUCGUGGACUACAAGCCCAACAUCGACCUGCUGGAGCAGCAGCACCAGCUCAUCCAGGAGGCGCUCAUCUUCGACAACAAGCACACCAACUACACCAUGGAGCACAUCCGCGUGGGCUGGGAGCAGCUCCUCACCACCAUCGCCCGCACCAUCAACGAGGUGGAGAACCAGAUCCUGACCCGCGACGCCAAGGGCAUCAGCCAGGAGCAGAUGCAGGAGUUCCGGGCGUCCUUCAACCACUUCGACAAGGACCACGGCGGUGCCCUGGGCCCGGAGGAGUUCAAAGCCUGCCUCAUCAGCCUGGGCUACGACGUGGAGAACGACAGACAGAAGCGCACGGGAAGCACGGACGCGGAUGACUUCCGAGCUCUCCUUAUCUCCGCGGGAUGCAGCCUGGGCGACGCCGAAUUCAACCGCAUCAUGAGCCUGGUGGACCCCAACGGCAGCGGCAGCGUCACCUUCCAGGCCUUCAUCGACUUCAUGUCCCGCGAGACCACCGACACCGACACGGCCGACCAGGUCAUCGCCUCCUUCAAGGUCCUGGCGGGCGACAAGAACUACAUCACGGCCGAGGAGCUGCGGCGCGAGCUGCCCCCCGAGCAGGCCGAGUACUGCAUCGCCCGCAUGGCCCCGUACCGCGGCCCCGACGCGGCGCCGGGCGCCCUGGACUACAAAUCCUUCUCCACCGCGCUCUACGGCGAGAGCGACCUCUGAGGCCGCCGCGGCUGCACCAAGCGCGGGCGCUUUGUCCCCCCCCUCCCCAAUUUUAUCCUCCCUCCCCCCCUCCCAGGGACACACACACACUCACACAGGCACGAAGCCGCGGCCGGGGGGGAGCCGGUUGUUGCCCACCUGACCUAUGCAAUGAUUUUUGGGGGGUUUUGUUUAAUUUUAUUUUUUUUGCCUCCCCCUCUUCCCUCUUUUUGCUCCGGGGGGGGCGCUCGGGGUUUCUCUGUGUGUGGGGGGGCAGCGGGGAGCCUCGAAGUGCCCAGCAGCUCAGACGGUUAUUAAUUUUUUUCUAAUUUUAUCCCUUUCUGGUGUUUUUUUUUUUUUUUUUUCCAACUGGCCCAGGGCCCUCUGCUGUCCCCCCCCCUCUGUAGGAAGCAGAGCCCCCCCCUCCUGCCCUGCCUCUCUUUAAUUUAUGCCUCUGUCGAGCAGAAAUCCCCCCCCCUCUGCACCAGCCGCCCUUCGCCACGUGUUUCCACCCCCCUCCAGGUUCCCCCCCCCCCCCGGCUUCCCCUCGCCCUCUGCUCGAAUUCCUCCGAUUCCUGUUCAGAGCCAGGGGAAGCCCCCGGGGGGGCUGCUCCUUCCGCUCCCCCCCCCCAGCAUUCCUCCCCCCCAUGGGACCACUUUGGGGGUGCGGAGGCAGCGCCGGUUCCCCCCCCCUCCCCUUUUACACCCCCCCCACCCUCCAGCCUUGGAGCAGGUUUUUCUGAGGACCAAAAUUAAGAAAAAAAAAAGAAAAAAAAUGAAAAAAAAAAAAAACCACCCCCGCACACAGAAGCUGAUCUGUUCCCACGGCAGCGCCCCCCAGCAGGUGCCGGUUUCCUUUGCGAAGGGACGGAUUUCGGGAUUUAUUGUAUAAAUUUAUCUUCACCUCGCAGCAUUCUCCGGCCGGUUUCUCUUUUUCUCAUGUAAUUAAAAGAUUGCUCAGACCUGG